CUUUUUUUUUCUCUCUCUCUCUCUCUCACUCUCUCACUCUCCCCAACACACAUACAAAUCCACACACUCCUCCACAGCUGUUCUUCCACAGAGGCAGAACCAUGAAGGUGCAGAGCGCACCCACCACCAGGACCCUCACCUCCUAAACAUUACACACACACACACACACAUUUUGCCAUGGCCGUGCUUCACACCAGCAGCACCAACCUCACGCGCAACUUCACCAACCAGUUCGUGCAGCCCCCGUGGCGUGUGGCACUCUGGUCGGUGGCGUACAGCUCCAUCCUGGCCGUGGCCGUGUUCGGGAACCUGGUGGUGAUGUGGAUCAUCCUGGCACACAAGAGGAUGCGCACCGUCACCAACUACUUCCUGCUGAACCUGGCCUUCUCCGACGCGUCCAUGGCCGCCUUCAACACGCUGGUGAACUUCGUGUACGCCACGCACGGGGACUGGUACUUCGGAGAGGCGUACUGCAAGUUCCACAACUUCUUCCCCGUCACCUCCGUGUUCGCCAGCAUCUACUCCAUGACUGCUAUAGCCGUGGACAGGUACAUGGCCAUCAUCCACCCGCUGAAGCCCCGGCUCUCAGCCACCGCCACUAAAGUGGUGAUUGUGUGUAUCUGGUGCUUGGCGGUGGUUCUGGCCUUCCCGCUCUGCUUCUACUCCACCACCAGAACCCUGCCUCAGAGAACCAUCUGCUACGUCGCCUGGCCAAGAUCAGCCCAGGAUUCGUUUAUGUACCACAUCAUCGUGACAGUGCUGGUGUACGUGCUGCCCCUGGUGGUGAUGGGAAUCACCUACACCAUAGUGGGGGUGACACUGUGGGCGAGUGGAAUCCCCGGAGACUCAUCAGACAACUACCACGGGCAGCUACGUGCCAAGAGGAAGGUGGUAAAGAUGAUGAUUGUGGUAGUGGUGACGUUUGCUCUGUGCUGGCUGCCUUUUCACGUCUACUUCAUUGUGACUGGUCUAAAUAAGCACUUAAACAAGCUGAAGUCCAUCCAGCAGGUUUACCUCACUGUGCUCUGGCUGGCCAUGAGUUCCACCAUGUACAACCCAAUCAUCUACUGCUGCCUUAAUAGCAGGUUCAGAGCAGGCUUCAAAAGAGCCUUCCGCUGGUGUCCUUUCAUCCGCGUAUCGAGCUAUGAUGAGCUGGAGCUGCGCACCACCCGCCUCCAUCCCCGCAACCAGAGCAGCAUGUGCACGCUGUCCCGGGUCGACACCAGCGUCGAAGGAGACGACCCCCGCCAGAGCCACCGGAAGAGCACCAAGUCUCAGCACCAAACCGAGGUCAACGGAGCUAAAGAGAACCCACCACCCACCACCAAAAACGGCCAUUACAGCGAACCCAACUUCGCCUCCGAGCAGUUGAACUGAGGGACCAGGGGAGAUACCGUAACUUCUCCCAUUGGUUGGCCUGGUCUUUGGGUCCAGGGUGCGGGAAACCAACAUCUAAUGUAGAUACUGUUUCACAACAUUCCAGCUAGCAGAGAAAGUUAUAAGAAUGUUUAGCAAUGUUUUGAAAAGGUUCCAGGAAGGUAACGCAAACAUUUUUGUCCAUUACACAUUUUGUACAGAGGCCUAGUUUGCAUUAAAGCCUAUUAUCUGUCAUCCUUUUUUUAAUUUUGUUGUACAGCUGAAAAACUUUACUUUCCCACAAUAGACAAUAACAGUCUAUUGUUGUGUUAAGAAAGAAAGGCUUCUCAAUAUGAAAUAUUGCAAAGAAACUUAAAAUAUCUUACCAUGCACCAAAUAACUGUUAACUACUCCCUUCAGAGUGCAGCACAUGGCCCUUACAUGGCUAGAAAAAGGAGUGGGAGGCCCCGAUGCACAACUGUGCAAGAAGAUUUUUUUAUUACGUAUGUUGUUGUUUUUUUUUCUUAGCAAUUCUGUCACUCUGACUCUCAUUUAAAAGCUUGUGAGGCGUUGUUUGUCUUAAACAGCACAUGCUAAAAUUCUAAUACCUGAUAACAAGACUAUAAUCAAAGUAGGCCUUGGUACAAAACAAACAUUUAGUUUUUUAAUGCAAACACUGUCCUUCUUUAAAAAUCAUCUGAUACAAGUAAAUAAAUUGUAAUGGACAUAAAUAUUUGUGAAUUUCAUGAAAAUGAGCUUUUCUUUGAAAAAAUAAGGAAAUUUGCAAGAGAUCAUAACUUUUAAGCACUACUAUACAUGAAAAAAAUACAGUAUAUAUAUAUAUGUAAAUUCUAGGAUACAUUCCCAUUAAAACCUGAGGUCAUGGAUAAAUAUCAUUAUCAUUGUUAAAUCUAUAAAUGUCAGUGGGUCAUUGUGCAAAAAGCAGUAUAUAGACAUAUUUUUGUCCAACAUUUAUAUCUGAUCCUGAGUCAGACAUGAUGAAUGUAUUAGAACACAAAGGCAUAUCAAUAUACAGUAUGAUCAUAAUUUAUUAUAUGUAUUAAAUGCAUGCUGUGACGUAUUUAUGAACAUGUAUGUACGAUGUAUGUAUGUACAGAUGUCGUUCAGUAUGACGUUUUUUUUUUAUAUGUGCUUUAAACAGAGAAUAUAUAAUGUAACUAAAUAUACACUGUACAGUGUCCAAAAGUAGCAUUGGGCAUGGUGGCUCUAGACCUCUUAUUCUAUUGGCGAUGCUUUUCUGUGGGAUUGUGUUCACAACUGAACCAAGGGACCCAUGAAAGUCUGUGACUGUAUCAAUAUGAAGGGCUUUCUGCACUUUUGGACAUAUAUGUGUAUAUUCUUUAUAUGAAAAUAUACUGUAUA
Astyanax mexicanus (Mexican tetra) is the source of this 2739-nucleotide messenger RNA. RefSeq names its product tachykinin receptor 3-like (gene tacr3l). NCBI's taxonomy places the organism in Eukaryota, Metazoa, Chordata, Actinopteri, Characiformes, Acestrorhamphidae. The transcript has 5 exons. Gene Ontology annotation, molecular function: tachykinin receptor activity. Gene Ontology annotation, cellular component: sperm midpiece; plasma membrane. Gene Ontology annotation, biological process: positive regulation of flagellated sperm motility; G protein-coupled receptor signaling pathway. The coding region runs from base 178 to 1377 and encodes 399 amino acids. The record is from RefSeq and is a predicted model, not a curated record.